This is a messenger RNA of Mizuhopecten yessoensis (Yesso scallop), 4613 nucleotides long. RefSeq names its product transcription factor MafB-like. Gene Ontology annotation, molecular function: DNA-binding transcription factor activity, RNA polymerase II-specific; RNA polymerase II cis-regulatory region sequence-specific DNA binding. Gene Ontology annotation, biological process: regulation of transcription by RNA polymerase II. The transcript has a single exon. Gene Ontology annotation, cellular component: nucleus. NCBI's taxonomy places the organism in Eukaryota, Metazoa, Mollusca, Bivalvia, Pectinida, Pectinidae. The record is from RefSeq and is a predicted model, not a curated record. Bases 329 to 1207 code for a protein of 292 amino acids.
GGGAUUCCCCCUGUCGGCUCGUUGUUGGCCUGUCUCCCCAUCUGGUAAGCCGUGUAAAGUCGUAUGGUGGUUGUGCCCUUGGCCACCGGCGAUUUUUACCAGGAAACCAAUAUUCAUUGUAACAAUCGUCAUCGUAAGACAGUGCUAGUGAAUCAGAUAUCCAAUGGACGUAUAAAUUUAUGAAAAUCUGUGAAGGAGUGAGACUUGUCGCAGUAAAACUCUACGCCGAGUUGGGCUGUGUACACGUAGACCGGUCGACAGCUGACCUAGUUUGUUGGCGAGCUAGUCAACACGAGGGGUACCUAAAACCUUCCAGCUGACACACAAAAUGGAGGCCGACCCGCUCAUGGUGAAUGAUUGUAUAAAUGACUUCGACUUAGACCAGUUUGUCGAACGUUCAGCUGCGAUUAAACAAGAGACACUUGAUCGGCUCGACUUCAGCGAUUGUUGCAAUGGCGGAGCGAAAUCCCCGGCCACGGAUUCCGAGGACGGCUCGACCACACCCUCGAUAUGUAGUGUGCCCCAGUCCCCGAGUUGUUUCAGCAGCAGUAGUUGUAGCAGCGUUCCUCCCAGUCCCACGGAAUCUAAAAACCUGUACGAUGACAUAGGCUGGCUAACACAGAGUGUGUCCUUCAACUCGGCCAGCAUGGAGGGGGUCUCUGAGGCAGUUGACGUAUUGAUUUCCAGCAGCCCGGAGUUUGUGAACAAUUUCACCAAGUACUUGGUAUCUGGGGCCGAGGCUGGCAAGGAGUCACUCCCUAGUUCUCCCCCCGACCAAGCUAACAUAACAACCAAGGUCCCUUCCCUCAAACGGAGCAGGAGCAAUAAGAAGAAAAUGGACGACGAGGAGUUGGUUACUCUGCCAGUGAGAGAACUGAACCGGCGACUUCAGGGGCUACCAAAGGAUGACGUUGUGAAAUUAAAACAGAAAAGAAGAACAUUGAAAAAUCGUGGUUAUGCUCAAAAUUGCCGUUCCAAACGCAUGCAGCAGAGACAAGACUUGGAAGUCACUAACCGUUCUCUUGAAAAAGAAUUGAAACAACUUCAGAGGCAGCUGUCAAACUUGACACGGGAGAGGGAUUUAUAUAAACAACAGUACGAGUUUCUCAGGGUGAAAUGUAGCUUGGCUGUAAGCAAAAGUACCAGGCCACAUGACUUGGAUGGGUCGGUGUCUAGCUAUGGUCCAAGUUCUCCAGACAGUGAAUGAAAGACUGGUAAUUAAUAACUGUUUACCAACAUACACAUUCUUGAUACAUUCUGCACAUAGUUAUCUCAGUUAAAUCAAUCAGUGGAGUAUAGAUUUUAAGAUUAUAUAGUAUAACAGGCAUGAUCAGUUGUAGGAAAUAGCUGUUAAAUAGAAAAGUUCAGGACAUUUUUGACCAACUAAUGAUCUAGCUAAUGCGAGUUGUUACUUGAACGAGUAUUGUUGAUUAUUACUUGACAUGAUAUCAGUACCAAUAUGAUGGUUGAUAUAAGAUUGACAUUUGAUUUUGUUUGUAAUAUAAUGUACAGUGAAGAUUUGUAUACAUACAUUUACAUGGUCUAUCUGUCCUUGGUGUGUAUGAUUCAAUUGUCAAUGUAGAUAUAUUUUUGCAAAAAAAAAAGCAUAGUACUCUAGCAUGAAUUUCAAGCAUAUUUAAGUUACUAUAAUGGAAAAAAAACUUGUCGUAAAAUUUUAUCUGCUUUGAAUAUUGCAAUAUCAUAGGUACAUUGAUGUGCAUAAAGGAUCAUCCUAGAGGCAGGUCAAUCCCCCCUUGUCCCUGUCAGCUUGUAUCUGGAGGGAUUUUCAUUAGUGCUUGUUACGUAAUAUUGCAUGUUAGGAUGUAAAAGUUGUAUAUCCUAAAGCUAACUUCCCCUGUGACAGCCCAUAGAGGGUAGCAUGCAGAACAUUUAUGGUAUCGCAUACCUAGCAGUGCCCCCUGUACAAGGCCCCCCCUCGAUUAUGAAUACAGUGCUGCAGGGGCACCACUUGGGAUCAGGAUAAUCACCAUUACUGUUCUAACCCCUUGUAUAGCCUCUUGAUGUUAAUUAAUAUGGGCAACACACAGUUAACAGUUUCCCUGGAGCUGCAUGAAUGACUGGAGGGAAUGGGGCACCGCAAGGGAUGUUGUGGUAGGGGAGGAAGCAUUUAGGGGCGCCUUUAGGGGUUAUACAAUGGCUUGGCUGUAUAUGCUUUGUGCAGCAGCAUUAUACAAGUAGAUACAGGGGCUGGCCAUAUGGGGGAUUGACUAAAGCUUGAUCCUUGUUGCACCUAUUGAAAAAAUCUUAAGUGACUAUACCACUGUUACCAUGACAGCUAUACAUUGUUCAGAAGUUAUUAUAUCAUUAUAAUUUCACAAAUUUUGUGUGAUUCACAUAUUGUUAGAUUUGGAACAUUUUCCCCUUAACAGAAUGUAUUCCAUUGAAUGAAUGCAUCAUUUAAUGUUUUGUUUAAAAUGGUAGAUAUAUCUUUUUCAAAAUACUGAUAUUGCAUGAUUCACUUUUUGUGAUCAUAACCAAAGUGUUACCAGUUUCUUUAUUUUUCUCAUAUGUUCCUCAUAAAUCCAGUAGUUGGUUAUUAUACACAGGUCUGGCUGAUCACACUGGGGAGAUUUCUUGAAAUGGAAUAUUGAGGUCGCAGAGUGCAAUUAUAGAAUGUUAGCCAAUGGAGAUUUUAAAAUAUUUUAAACUUUUCACAUUUUUUGGAAUGAGAGGAAUGGUUAUGUCACUUCAUCAUUUGUAAAUAGUUGUAUAUUUAGCCCCAUUUCCCUUCCCCCUCCCAAAUGUUUGAACUGAAAGGUACCCACUGCAAGGGCAACUAUACUUAGUAUAAACCAGUGCGGUACCCCAGGUUGAUAAAUACAAUGAUCUGUGAUACAAGAAAAUGACAAAAUUGUUUGUGAGCGAGACACACAAGUCUGACUAUAAAACCUUUUUAUAAGUUAUGAUGAAAAGAGACCUUUCUUAAGGAUGUGUCUCAGUACACCGAAUUUGCAAGUCGCCGAGUGGCAACUACUAAGAAACUAUCCCCUUGUUAUUUGUAGGGUCAUGAUAGUUGAUACGUAGAUAUAUACACUUCGUGUAUAUUACCGGAACGAGUUAUGAGUGAAGAACUUUGUAUACAUCAUUCAUGUUGUAUACAAAUUUGACUUUUUUGUGUUUUUUGUUUUGUUGGAAUUUGUUAUGCGAGUAUAUAUGCUGACUAGUGUAUAUGCAGAAUUAGUGUAUAAUAAGUGUAUGUCCAGAAUGUGUUUACUACAUAUAUGUAUAUGUGAUAAAAAAAUGUAUAAAAAAAAGUUUUAAAAAUGGGCUUCAACAACCAAAAAACUUUAAAAAAAAAUCUUGCAUUUUUCUCUGAUAAAGAGAUAAAUCAAGGCCAAAAAAAUAGAAAAAAAUGUAUAUAUAUUUAAAUAUAUGAAAAAAAAAUUGAAAAAAACAAUUGUAACCUUCCAGCUUGACCAAUCACCUGCUAUGUCUUGUAUGUGGGAGGUGUUGUGAGUCGAGCUCCUGACUUUGCCAGUUACCAUUUAAUGACCUGAUCGGACAUGACAUGUACAAUAACUUGUUGUCAAAGACUUGACAGAGUUACCUCUCUUGUUUGUAACUCGUCGAAGACUUUACAGAGUUAUUUCUCUUGUUUGUUAAGGCUGACGUAUUAUUCGUACAGUAAAGCAGGUAGUAUAGAGGACAGCACAAGUGAACAAUGGUAGAAAGAAGGGUACAUUACCUUUAGUAUACAUACAUCUUGCACAGCGAUGCUGUCGACUCGAUAAACCUAUUAAUAGUGCUUCAGAAUGUUAAUAAUCUCAAUUGUGAUAAUUUGUUGUUGAUGUUGUUAUGGAAGAGAUUUGUUUUACAGUAGAAGAUUGUUACUACUGAUAGCAUGUUAUAAAGUGUACCACUGUUAACUAUUUCUGUUUUCUGUUUUUAAUAGUCUUUAAUUAAUUGAUGAAACAGUUUAAACAUUAUGUAUGGUACACUGGAAUAAUUCCUGAACAUCAUGACUUCAAUACUGUGCUAUUAACCUUGGUGCAGAGAGGCAAUAUGUCGCUUUUAAUUCAAUGGUUAGAUGUUAGUGAGGUGAGGUGCCCCCGUCUGAUUGAUAACUUACCUGGUACCCAAACCCGUUACAAUACACAGGGUCCAAGUUGUACCAUAUGGAGAUUAUUUUUGUAUGUUACUAGCCUACUGAUUUGUUGAUGCAUUGGUAAAGAGCCUUGUGAUUGGUUGACUCAAUCUCUCCAUCCAUAUGUCUACUUAACUUAAAUUGACCUUAAUUACCAAUGCAAGGUCAGAGGGCACAUCAGAUAAAUGUUGGAUGGAAUAAAUGUUUUUAAUCUAGAGAGGUCAGAGGUUGAUCUGUGAAGAUGGGAGAAAGUGAGUCCAUACAUGAUUUGCAGGAGAGAGUGGAUUGCCAGACAGAAUGAGAGAAAGAUCUGACAGUGUUUGUUUUUAUCUGUGCUGUACUAGGGAAUGUAGCAGAGCGUGUUGGGCCAGUUUGUGAUAUUUGAUACUGGUUAUAGCGAGGUGUACAUGCCUGAGCUAGCUGUCUGCUUUACUGUACAAAUGUACACCAGUCUUGGAUGAUGUUUGUCCUCAUCAACAAAUAAAAUGCAUGAAAACGCAAUUUUAAA